This is a messenger RNA of Synchiropus splendidus (mandarinfish), 1571 nucleotides long. Its product is annotated as hexokinase-2-like. The record is from RefSeq and is a predicted model, not a curated record. Gene Ontology annotation, biological process: intracellular glucose homeostasis; glucose 6-phosphate metabolic process; glycolytic process. NCBI's taxonomy places the organism in Eukaryota, Metazoa, Chordata, Actinopteri, Syngnathiformes, Callionymidae. Bases 124 to 1557 code for a protein of 477 amino acids. The transcript has 11 exons. Gene Ontology annotation, molecular function: glucokinase activity; mannokinase activity; ATP binding. Gene Ontology annotation, cellular component: mitochondrion; cytosol.
GUCCUCAUGCUGAAGCUCUGAUUGGCUGAGCGGAAUGUGAAAUGCGCUGUAGAACAACUAUUUACCUCCCCGACUCCAGCAGGUUUGUCACUGACACGACGGGGCUCACAGAUCUUCAACACUAUGGCAACCAACAACAAUCAACAAACGCCCAACAUCCCAAAAGCCACUUUAACCAAGGUGGAGUCGUACCUGCAACCGUUCAUAUUGUCUCAGGAGAAGUUGCAGGAGAUUUCCAAGCGGCUUGAGAAGGAUCUGGUUCGGGGGUUAGGACGACACACCCAUCGCAGGGCUCCUGUGAAGAUGCUGCCCACGUUUGUGAGAGCCACUCCGGACGGGACAGAGAAGGGGGACUUCCUGGCCCUGGAUCUGGGCGGGACCAACUUCCGGGUUCUUUACAUUCGAGUCAUGGAUGAGCAGAACAAGGUUGUCACAAUGGACAGCGAGACAUGCGCCAUUCCAGCAGCCAUCAUGGUUGGAUCAGGAGAGCAGCUCUUCGACCACAUCGCUGCAUGUCUCGGGAAAUUCCUUGAAUCCGAAAAUCUGAAGGGUCAAGUUCUUCCACUGGGGUUCACCUUCAGUUUUCCCUGCGAACAGAAGGAGAUUGGAAAGAGUGUUCUGAUCCGGUGGACCAAAGGGUUCAAAUGUGAUGGAGUAGAGGGACACGACGUGGUCCAGCUUCUGAGAGAUGCCAUCCACAGGCAAGGGGGCUUUGAUAUUGGACCGGUCGCUAUGGUGAAUGACACUGUCGGAACCAUGAUGAGUUGCGGCUACAGAGACCAGAGCUGUGAGAUCGGCAUGAUCAUAGGCACAGGGACGAACGCCUGCUACAUGGAGGAGAUGAGAAAUGUGAAGCGGGUGGAAGGAGAAGACGGACGGAUCUGCAUCAACACAGAGUGGGGAGGCUUUGGAGACGACGGCUCGCUGAAGGAUGUUCAGACUGAGUUUGACGUCGAAGUGGACAGAAUGUCCAUCAAUCCCGGGGUUCACAUCUUUGAGAAGAUGAUUGGAGGCAUGUACCUCGGAGAGAUCGUCAGACUGCUGCUGCUGAAGAUGGCAGAAGACGACGUGCUGUUUGGAGGAGACCAGUGCAAGAUGUUGCGAAAACCCGGGGCGUUUGAGACACGUUUCAUUUCCGAAAUUGAACAGCCUGAUGUCGGCCAUGAGAACGGUCGCAGGAUUCUGACCGAUCUGGGUUUGACAUGGAACAUGACCGAUGUCCAUGUGGUUCGUCUGGUGUGUGACACCAUCUCCUCUCGCUCAGCACGACUCUGUGCUGCCGCACUGGCAACUAUCGCCACUCGCAUGCGGGUCAACCGCGACCUGGAACACCUCAAAACAACCGUGGGAGUCGACGGCAGCGUCUACAGGAAACAUCCCAAUUUCAGCGAGGACCUCCAGGCAACUGUCCGUCUUUUGGCACCAGAGUGCGACAUCACAUUUCGCAUCUCUGAAGAUGGAAGUGGGAAAGGCGCUGCCAUGGUAACAGCUGUUAUGCAGAGACUGGCCCUUCAGACUCGACUGCUGGAGGAGAGUGAAGGCGAGGAUGAAGACUAGUUGACUCAAAUAUU